AUGACCGAGAUGGACGAUCCGAUCAUAGAACGGCAUGACGCCGACCAGGAGACUAUAAAUCCUAUUAUUGCCAGUCUUCUAGCACUGCAGUUGCAUACCGAUGAAUCCAACAGUGUCGGCGACAUUACCUCUGAUGGACACCCAGCUUCGCAGACAGAUGGGGAAGAAGAGGAUUACCAGGAGAAUCAAAAUGACCACCACUUCCAAGAUGCGGACUUCGAUCUCGAUGGCAAUAUCUUAGAAGGCAGCAACAACAAUACUGAUGAAAUGCAUGAGUGUCUUGCCUGCAAUGAAAUGAUAGAAGCUCAUCUGUUAGCAAACGCACCUUGCAAGCAUAAGUAUUGUUCUGGCUGUCUGAAGCAACUAUUCCGUAACGCCAUAACCGACGAGACACUCUUUCCUCCACACUGCUGCGGCCAGCAGAUUCCCCUAGAAGUUAACCAGCAUUUACUCGGAGAGGAUUUGGUUCGGGAUUUCCGAGAUAAAGUAGUCGAGUUUUCGACACAGAACAGACUGUACUGUCACCAAGCAACCUGCUCCGCCUUUGUCCACCCUGACAUGCACGUCAACGGUGUUGCAACAUGCCGUAAGUGUCAGUCUACGACAUGCACUGCCUGUAGGGGCCCGUCUCAUAAUGGCGACUGUCCCCGCGACGAAGCUCUUCAGGAAGUUCUCCGAUUAGGCCGAGAAAAUGGAUGGCAACAAUGUCCCAACUGCCGAUCGAUGAUUGAACGGGAUACUGGUUGUUACCAGAUAACUUGCCGUUGCGGUGCUCAGUUCUGCUACCUCUGUAGCCGGCCCUGGAAAACAUGCCACUGCACCCAAUGGGAGGAGCCCGAAUUCUAUUUCCGAGGGGGAGCGGUUCAAGACGGAGUCGACAAUGGCCAUAGAGCGGCUAAUGCAAUCGGAGACAUUGAUCCAGAUGAUGAAAGGAGAUUUAUGGAUAUUCUCCGUGGCUCGAUCCUAAUUGAUAAUAGGUCUACACGGGGUCCAUUAUAUAUGAAUGCCUCGUGUGCCGCUUUGUGGUCUGUGAAGGAUGCCGACAUAAUUUCCUCCUAUAAGGAGGGGAACUGGCAAGACACAGACGUGGGAAAGGAGAUAUUGCUGAUCGAUGGACAUAAUCGUAAUGAUUCGGAGAGAUUUUAA
Daldinia childiae is the source of this 1146-nucleotide messenger RNA. RefSeq lists its product as uncharacterized. The transcript is spliced from 3 exons. NCBI's taxonomy places the organism in Eukaryota, Fungi, Ascomycota, Sordariomycetes, Xylariales, Hypoxylaceae. Gene Ontology annotation, biological process: positive regulation of proteasomal ubiquitin-dependent protein catabolic process; ubiquitin-dependent protein catabolic process; protein polyubiquitination. The coding region runs from base 1 to 1146 and encodes 381 amino acids. Gene Ontology annotation, cellular component: ubiquitin ligase complex; cytoplasm. The record is from RefSeq and is a predicted model, not a curated record. Gene Ontology annotation, molecular function: ubiquitin protein ligase activity; zinc ion binding; ubiquitin conjugating enzyme binding.